CUCUCGUUCGAACAUCAAAAACACACUCUUCCCGUAAAAGUCUCUCUCUCUAUCGCAGAUAGGUGCUUUGUCUCCUUCUUCGAUAACUCCGAUCACCUAAAAAAAAUCUUUCCUUUUGUUCAAAGCAUUCCUCUUUUGAUUAAAGGCAACACAUAGCUUAGUUCCUACAUUAAUCCCUCGCAAAAAAGAUUUCAGAUUUCGAGGUUUUCUUGCAAUUUUUACGAGUUUCAGAUCUGGGAUUCAAUAAUUAGGGCUUUUGAUUCUGCAUUGUCAAUGACGAAUUCGGGUUUCAAUGUAAAGAUUUGAGUAUAAAGUUUCGAUCUUUGGAUUUUGACUUGGGAGGUUUCGAUUGGUUUGGGUUAGAACAAGAUUGGGGAAAAGGAAAAAAACUUGUGGGUCUUGUGGCAAUGAUGUGAUUUUAGCAUAAAGUUGUUUGCUUUUUGAGAAGAAGAUGGGAUCUGGCCGGAGCAAAUCAUGUCGAGGCUCGUCGUUGUCGCCUGUGGCAAGAGGAGAUGAUGUCGACGUGGCUCAACCUCCUCCGUCGUCUUCUAGUGGUGGUGGUGGAAGGAGGAGAAGGUCAAAGAGUCUUUUUUGUGGUCUUCACUCUUCAUGCCUUGCUUCAUCUUCUACUUCUCAUGAAAGUGACGAUGAUAAUAAUGAUGAACAGGUGUGUAAUGGGUGGAUGAGAAAGGGUCAUGGAAGUGUUUCACGGCGUAGAAUGGAAUCAAGGAAUCAAAGAGAUGAUUCAGAUUGUUAUGAUAAAGAAUUGAAAGAUGAGAAGAAAUCUGAAAACGAGAGACAUUGUGAUGAGCUUGAGCUUGAUGAUGAUGACUGUGGUGUUGAAGAAGAAGAAGAGGCAGCUAUUGUAAGCAAUGUACAGAUGAGAAAUGUUAGUGGUUCGAUUCAAGAAUCUUCUACUCCAGGUCGUGUUUUUUCGCAUUUCAAAUUCAUUCCUGGUAACAUAAGCUCUAGACUUAGUAGAGCUUCAAGCUCAAGAUCCUUCAACACUACUUAUCCGGUUUCCUCGUCUCGUCGAGAAGAAGGUGUUACUUCACCUUCAGAAUCUGCUAUUAGGCUACUUGAUAGAAUCGAGUCUCCGAGGAUUCCUGUGAUUGACAAUGUAGGUAGAGAUAUUGAUGCCAUGAGAUUUGGGGAAGAUGGUAGCUUACGUUCUCCGAGAAUAGUUAAUGGUCUAGACAGUACUUAUGCUGGAAUUCUUGAUAGAAGACAUGUUGUUCGAUUACCUUCCAUUGAGCGAAAUGUUCGAUUUAGUAGAACUCUGAGCGUUGGAAGACUCCGUGACAGAGUUCUUCGCCGAUCUUCACUCUCUGAUUUCACAUUCCGUGCUACGCCACAUCAGGGAGAAGAAGAUACUGAUCUCUUCUCUACUGAAACCGCGGCAGCAGAGGAUACUCCUGUAACUUCAACGUCUAUACUAAACCGUUCCGCUUCUAGCAUUCGAAGGACCUUAUUCGGCAUUCAAGAUCACGAGACCCCAGCUCCUCUUGCGAGAGAAGGGAGGUAUCAAGGUUUAUUAGAACACAGAUCAGAUUUCCUUGAAAGGAGGAGGAGAAUAAGAUCACAGGUUCGGGCUCUUCAAAGAUUAGGAAGCCGGUUUGAAAAUGUCACAGGCCAUGAUAGAUCUUGUGUCUUAUCAGGUCAAGAUCAACCAGGUCGUUGCACAUGUCGUGCGGUUACUAACCGUGGUUCCACAGCAGCAACAACUGAUGAAACAAAUGCAAGAGCUAGCAUUUCAAGGAUAGUAUUGCUAGCUGAAGCUCUGUUCGAGGUACUUGAUGAAAUUCAUCAGCAGUCUGUUGUCUUAUCCUCUCAACAACCAUCAGUAUCAUCUAUAGGAUCCGUCCCUGCACCUAACGAUGUUGUGGACUUAUUACCGACAAAACUUUACACCAAGUCACAAAGCGAGGAUUCGUCACAAUGUUACAUAUGCCUUGUGGAGUAUGAAGAAGCAGACACUAUAAGGACACUUCCUUGUCGUCAUGAAUUCCACAAAACCUGUGUGGAUAAAUGGCUCAAGGAGAUUCAUAGAGUAUGCCCGCUAUGUCGAGGAGAUAUAUGUAGACAUGAUACAUCUUCUGAACAGCAUUGAAUACAGUCUUACAUACAUAUGAUGCUCAAAGAUUAUGAUUCUACUAGAGACCAAGAACAAUCAUGGGUUUUUGUCUGCAGCUGAAUCAAAAUGUUGUGUUUUUGCUUGUUGUUUGUAGCUUACACUGGAAAAACAAAAUUCACAUUUUAAAACAUGUAAACCAAAUUGAUCCAAAGAUGUAAUCUCAGUAAAUCCAUUGAUUGUUAUGAGUUUGAUGAACA
Messenger RNA from Capsella rubella, 2331 nucleotides. RefSeq lists its product as uncharacterized. Bases 452 to 2110 code for a protein of 552 amino acids. The record is from RefSeq and is a predicted model, not a curated record. The transcript has 6 exons. Lineage: Eukaryota; Viridiplantae; Streptophyta; Magnoliopsida; Brassicales; Brassicaceae.